AUGAAGCCGCAGCGCGUGCUCAUGACUCAGAGCCUGGUGCUGCAUUACGGGCUGCACAACUACAUGGAGAUCUGCAAGCCUGUCCCCGCCAGCGAUUCGGACCUUGCUGCCUUCCACAGUUCCGAUUAUGUCAGCUUUUUGAAGCAUGUCUCACCAGAUGAGAAGUUUCAAGAGCAGUUUGCAGCUGACAUAGAGCAAUUCAUCGUUGGAGUUGCUGUGGACUGCCCUGUCUUUCAUGGCCUCUACCAGUACUGCCAGAGUUACGCUGGUGCCUCAGUGGGUGGAGCUCAGAGGUUGAACCAUGGAUAUGCCGACACUGUGGUCAACUGGUCAGGCGGCAUGCACCAUGCCAAGAAGGCAGAGGCUUCCGGAUUCUGCUUUGUGAAUGACAUCGUGUUGGCAAUUCUUGAGCUGCUCAAGUACCACCAACGUGUCCUUUACGUUGACAUCGAUGUGCACCAUGGGGAUGGCGUGGAAGAGGCUUUCCUCAUGACAAACCGCGUGAUGACUGUUUCAUUCCACAAACACGGGGACAGCUUCUUUCCCGGAACGGGGGAGCUCAACGAGGUUGGCAGAGGGCCUGGAAAGUACUACACUGUGAACGUCCCAAUAAAAGAUGGCAUCGACGACCAGACGUAUGUUGAGAUGUUCAAGCUGCUCACUACCAAUAUCAUGAAGCGCUUUGAGCCGACAGCGAUCGUCUUCCAAUGCGGGGCUGACUCGUUGGGCGGGGACAAGCUUGGCGUGUUCAACCUGUCGAUACAGGGGCAUGCCUCGUGUCUUCAGUACAUGCAGUCGUUCGGGGUACCGAUGCUUGUGCUGGGUGGCGGGGGCUACACAGUCAAGAAUGUGGCCCGUUGCUGGGCGUAUGAAACAGGCACAUUGGCUGGUGUGGAAUUGGCGGAGGACCUGCCGGCCACAGAGUUCCUGGAACUUUAUGAGCCCGGGUACCAGCUGGACUCCUCCAGGGGCCGUCAGGACAUCCAGAAUGCAAAUGACACAGCCGACUUGCUCAAGAUGCAACAGCAAAUUUUGGCCAACCUCAGUCAUGUGUACCCUGUGGGCAAGGGAUUUCAUGAGAGGGCACCGGACGCCUGCGUGCCAAGCGUGAAGGUGGCCUCCCAACACGUCAGCGACGGGCUGAUGGCGGCGACUUCCUGA
This is a messenger RNA of Ostreobium quekettii, 1161 nucleotides long. The record is from the annotation of a GenBank genome assembly. NCBI's taxonomy places the organism in Eukaryota, Viridiplantae, Chlorophyta, Ulvophyceae, Bryopsidales, Ostreobiaceae.